UUUGUGUGCUGGGGAGGUGAGUUUAGGUCCUCCCGCUCAGCUCCAGGUUUGGGCAGGUGUGAGAUAGCCCUUCGAUUCACUGCUCUGCAUCGCAGGCGCAAGGAAGUCCCCGAGCCCAAGCGGGUUGCUGCUUAAGAGGACACCCAUGAUCCUGAUGGUGUUUUUAUGCAAGAUAAAUUACUCUGUUGACUUUAUUAAAUAACUCAACAAAUUCAGCAUGUAGAGUCCAUGAAGCACAGGACAAUAAAGCUUCCUACUCAUACCACCAGGAAGAUCUCUUUGAAAGAUUUACCACAAGACUACCAGAGAGAAUAAUUUGUCUGAAGCAUCAUGUAUUGAAACACAACACCUUUUCAAUUUGAAGGCUACCACCUUUGCACUAGUUAGAAGCAGAAUCACCAUGUCUUCAAUUCCUUGAGCUCUCUAGGAAGCCAGGCGAGUGAGUGGAAAAUCUGAAAAUGCGGCCAUGGACUGGUUCCUGGCGUUGGAUUAUGCUCAUUCUCUUUGCCUGGGGGACCUUGCUGUUUUAUAUAGGUGGUCACUUGGUACGAGAUAAUGACCACCCUGAUCAUUCUAGCCGAGAACUGUCCAAGAUUCUGGCAAAGCUUGAACGCUUAAAACAGCAGAAUGAAGACUUGAGGCGAAUGGCUGAAUCUCUUCGGAUACCAGAAGGUCCCAUUGAUCAGGGGCCAGCUGCAGGAAGGGUCCGUGCUUUAGAAGCGCAACUUGUAAAGGCCAAAGAACAGAUCGAAAAUUACAAGAAACAAACCAGAAAUGGUUUGGGGAAGGAUCAUGAAGUCUUGAGGAGGAGGAUUGAAAAUGGAGCUAAAGAGCUCUGGUUUUUCCUACAGAGUGAAUUGAAGAAAUUAAAGAAUUUAGAAGGAAAUGAACUCCAAAGACAUACAGAUGAAUUUCUAUCAGAUUUGGGACAUCAUGAAAGGUCUAUAAUGACGGAUCUAUACUACCUCAGUCAAACAGAUGGAGCUGGUGAUUGGCGGGAAAAAGAGGCCAAAGAUCUGACAGACUUGGUCCAGAGGAGAAUAACAUAUCUUCAGAAUCCCAAGGACUGUAGCAAAGCCAAGAAGCUAGUGUGUAAUAUCAACAAAGGCUGUGGCUAUGGUUGUCAACUCCAUCAUGUGGUCUACUGCUUCAUGAUUGCAUAUGGCACCCAGCGAACACUCAUCUUGGAAUCUCAGAAUUGGCGCUAUGCUACUGGUGGAUGGGAGACUGUGUUUAGACCUGUAAGUGAGACAUGCACAGAUAGAUCUGGCAUCUCCACUGGACACUGGUCAGGUGAAGUGAAAGACAAAAAUGUUCAGGUGGUCGAGCUCCCCAUUGUAGACAGUCUUCAUCCCCGUCCUCCAUAUUUACCCCUGGCUGUACCAGAAGACCUUGCAGAUCGACUCGUUCAAGUCCAUGGUGAUCCUGCAGUGUGGUGGGUGUCCCAGUUUGUCAAAUACUUGAUCCGCCCACAGCCUUGGCUGGAAAAGGAAAUAGAAGAGGCCACCAAGAAGCUUGGCUUCAAGCAUCCAGUUAUUGGAGUCCAUGUCAGACGUACAGACAAAGUGGGAACAGAAGCAGCCUUCCAUCCCAUCGAGGAGUACAUGGUGCAUGUUGAGGAACACUUUCAGCUUCUUGCACACAGGAUGCAAGUGGACAAAAAAAGAGUAUAUUUGGCUACAGAUGAUCCCUCUUUAUUAAAGGAGGCAAAAACAAAGUAUCCCAAUUAUGAAUUUAUUAGUGAUAACUCUAUCUCUUGGUCAGCUGGCCUGCACAAUCGAUAUACAGAAAAUUCACUUCGGGGUGUAAUCCUGGAUAUACACUUUCUCUCCCAGGCCGACUUCCUAGUGUGUACUUUUUCAUCCCAAGUCUGUCGAGUUGCUUAUGAAAUCAUGCAAACACUGCAUCCUGAUGCCUCUGCAAACUUCCAUUCUCUGGAUGACAUCUACUAUUUUGGGGGCCAGAAUGCCCACAACCAGAUUGCUAUUUAUCCUCACCAACCUCGAACUGCAGAUGAAAUCCCCAUGGAGCCUGGGGAUAUUAUUGGUGUGGCUGGAAAUCAUUGGGAUGGCUAUUCUAAAGGUGUCAACAGAAAACUGGGAAGGACGGGCCUGUAUCCUUCCUACAAAGUUCGAGAGAAGAUAGAAACAGUCAAGUACCCCACAUAUCCUGAGGCAGAGAAAUAAAGUUCAGAUGGAAGAAACGAACAGCCAAUCUCAGUUCAAACGAUUUGAGCCAAACAGUAAACCAAGAAGUCCCUGAUUUAACAAUGUGUGGUUAAAUGAGUAGAUACCCUCAGCA
Messenger RNA from Orycteropus afer afer, 2301 nucleotides. Lineage: Eukaryota; Metazoa; Chordata; Mammalia; Tubulidentata; Orycteropodidae. The record is from RefSeq and is a predicted model, not a curated record.